Molecule: messenger RNA, 525 nt
Organism: Aspergillus ochraceoroseus IBT 24754
Lineage: Eukaryota; Fungi; Ascomycota; Eurotiomycetes; Eurotiales; Aspergillaceae
Product: putative COPII vesicles protein Yip3
Exons: 1
Coding region: 1-525 (174 amino acids)
Cellular component (GO): Golgi apparatus
Source: RefSeq, a predicted model, not a curated record
AUGGCCUCCAUCAAGAUCCCCAUUGAUGCCAUCACCUCGCGAUUCGGUGACCGCUUCAACAGCAUUCGCUCCCAACCCCUGGGAACCCGCUUUGCCAACCUUCGCCCGGUUUCCGAAUUCUUGGACUUGAAGCGCAUCUCUAAGCCUGCCAAUUUCGGUGAGGUCCAGAGCCGAGUCAACUACAAUCUGUCCUAUUUCUCGAGCAACUAUGCCGUGAUCUUCGUGAUGCUCAGCAUCUACAGCCUGCUGACCAACUGGCUGCUGCUCUUUGUUAUCAUCUUUGUCACGGGGGGUCUGUACGGGAUUGGAAAACUGGGGGGUCGGGAUCUGGACCUGGGUGUCGCUCGCUUCAACACCUCCCAGCUCUACACUGGCUUGAUGAUUGUCACCAUUCCUCUGGGCUUCCUAGCCUCCCCCUUUACUACGGUGCUCUGGCUGAUCGGAGCCACUGGUGUGACCGUCUUUGGCCAUGCCGCUUUUCUGGAUAAACCAAUCGAGAAUGCUUUUUCCGAGGAGGCGGUCUAG